AUGGCUGGAGUAAACACCGUCGAAGAGCAGAGGGCCCGUUGGGGCAGGAAGCGCAGUCGGACGGCCAAGGAGCUGCUGGAAACUGAACACCAGUAUCUUGGGCAGCUGGAUCUGGUGGUCACAUUCUUCGUGAAAAUUUUAAAGGCCAAAGGGACGCUAAAACCUGCUGUGCUGGAAACCAUAUUUGGACCCCUAGAAUCCAUAUACGAGGCCAGCCAGGUUUUCUCACUUCACCUGGAGAGAGGGAAUUUGGGAAUAGGACUGGAAAAUUUAUGUCAGAAACUGGAGCUUUAUGGUCACUAUUCUGAGAAUUUGGAGCAGGCAGAUAAAACCUUGAAGGAACAGCUGAAGAAGAAUAAGUCAUUUCGACGCUUUAAGAAACUCCAGGAGUCUCGACCUCAUUUUCAAGGGAGGAAGCUAGAGGAUCUUCUUCCUUUGCCCCUGAAGAGAUUGCACCAGUACAAACACUUUCUCAGAGACCUGCUGGAGAACACCAGCCCAGAUAACACAGAGUACCAGAAACUUGCAAAGGCUGUGAAUUGCGUUUCUGAGGUAUCUCGAUGGGUCCAAGAUGUCAUUCGUAACAGAGAGAACUCACUGCAACUACUUCGGAUUCAGAAACUGCUGAAAGGACAGAAGACCAAGGUCUUGGCACCAGGGCGCUGGUAUAUCCGGGAAGGCUGGCUGUUGGUGGUGCCUUCAAAGGGAGAAGAACUGAAGCACAGAAUGUUCUUCCUUUUUUCUGAUAUCCUUAUUGUAACAAGGCCCUGCCAUCCGCUGCACCUGUUAAACUCGAACAAAUUCACAUGCCAGGCUGUCUACCCACUUCAGGAGUGCACUGUGGAUAAAGUGUUUGGCCAUACACAGAGCCAGGGAGGGCUUCUCAGUCUUUCCUUUCCACACAAGACACUUUUGUUGAUGUCCACUGAUCAACAAGAUAUUAAUGACUGGUAUCAGAGUCUGAAAGCUGCAAUCAGGCAGCUGAAAGCCUGACCCAUUGGAGUACAAGACAAUCCAAGAGGGCAGCCUCCCUUCGUGGCAGAAG
Tinamus guttatus (white-throated tinamou) is the source of this 1045-nucleotide messenger RNA. NCBI's taxonomy places the organism in Eukaryota, Metazoa, Chordata, Aves, Tinamiformes, Tinamidae. The record is from RefSeq and is a predicted model, not a curated record.